This is a messenger RNA of Drosophila santomea, 446 nucleotides long. RefSeq names its product protein new-glue 2-like. The record is from RefSeq and is a predicted model, not a curated record. Bases 18 to 350 code for a protein of 110 amino acids. The transcript has a single exon. Lineage: Eukaryota; Metazoa; Arthropoda; Insecta; Diptera; Drosophilidae.
UCCAGCAUUUGCUCACCAUGAAGAUCACCCUAGUACUCGUAAUCCUCGCCACCUUCCUCGGCUGUGCGAUUAUCCACCAGUCGGAGGCGGCCUCCUCCCCCACGACCACUUCUGCCACGGCCACCACCACUACUUCCGCCUCGGCCACCACCACUACAUCCGCCGCGGCCACCACCACUACUUCCGCUUCGGCCACCACCACAACUGCAGCCUCAUCCAGCAGUGAAAAAAAGAAGAAGACUGUCAUUCACUCUAGGCGGAGGACCAAAAAUUCCAAGAAAAAAAGGAAAGUCAUGAGGAGAAGGGGUCGCAAGAGUCGCAGCAGUAGGAACCGCAGAUCGGAAGAAUAAGCGAUCCAGGAACAAUCCACGACAAUCCCGAUGCUGAACCCCAUGACCGAAAUGUUUUUUUAGUUUAUAAGCUUAACAAUACUUUUAUAUGUCAUC